CGUAAGAGGGCGCUGUUUAAGAAAACAAGCAACGGACGUGUUGGAGGAAAUCCUGUCGCGUCGAUGUGUGAGCAGGAUUUUCAUUUUUAUGGAUAUUUAUUUCAGGGGAAGUUCUUGCACAUUUUGAUAAUAGCUCAUUAAUAUAUAUGGCUUUGGGGUAUUCGUGGAGGCCUUGUGAUUCAAAUGGGAGAGACAGAAGAGCUUGACUCCAGGCAGUGGCUGACCUAACUGAUUGACUCACCGACCAGUAGCCAUGGCAGUUUCCCUGACCAGCAGACACAAGAUAGUCCUCGUUUUUCUUGGCCUUCUGCUCACCUUGACUGUUGCUAGUCGCUUCUGGUACUCCAAGCACUUGCAUGGAUUACUGUGUGCCGCUCGGACUUUUAACCAAUAUGCCUACAGUGAUGCUGACACAACACGCACCUUGGAAUCUGAUGGGUAUUUGCCAGUCGUAAUGACCGAGGUAUCCGAAGAGGACGUGGCCGAUAAAAUCACUGAUCUCAAGAACCACAUCCGCAAGCAGAGGAUAACAGAGGAGAAGCAGGCACUCGAACUGGGUAUAAUGAGCAGGCAAAUGAAAAAGCGCCUGAAAAAGCAGAAGAAUCCGUCAAUGGGUUCGGUCGCCACGCAGGUGCUGCCCAAGGCGAUUAUUAUCGGCGUGCGGAAAUGCGGCACGAGGGCGCUCUUGGAGAUGCUGGAGACCCACCCCCAGAUCGCGGCCUGCGGGCCCGAGGUGCACUUCUUUGACAAGAACUACGACCGGGGAUUGGAUUGGUACCGGAGACAGAUGAAACCCUCCGUGCCUGGCCAGAUCACCAUUGAGAAAUCGCCCUCCUAUUUUAUCACUGAAACGGCACCCAGGGACAUCCAUUCCAUGAACAAAUCCAUCAAGCUGGUGGUGAUCGUCAGGGAUCCCACCACUAGAGUCAUCUCCGACUACACCCAGAUUGCCUCCAAGGGGGUUUCCAAACUGGCCGGCUUCGAGGAGACAGUCUUAUCCCAGGGAGAGGUCCGGACGUCCUACAAAGCCGUCCAGAUCAGCAUGUACAGCAAACACUUGCAACGUUGGCUCGACUUCUUCCCACUCGCCCAAAUGCACUUUGUGGACGGGGAUAAGCUCAUCGCCAACCCAUUGCCCGAGAUGAAGAAAGUGGAAAGGUUUCUCGGGCUUCCUGAUUUCAUCUCGGAGAAAAACUUUUACUACAACAACGCCACCGGGUUCUAUUGCCUGGCGGGUGAUUUAAACAGCAAGUGUCUGUCGGCCAGUAAAGGCAGGGAACACCCGAAGGUGUCGACUGACGUGAUCCGGAAACUUCAAGACUUUUUCAGACCGUACAAUGAACAGUUCUUUAAGAUGAUCAAUCAACGCUUUAACUGGCCCUAGUUAAUCCCAUCAACUGAAGGCUGAACAUUGUUGUAUUAGAAUUUUCAAAUAGUUGACAUAGCCGUUGUGUACAUUUGAAGUAUUGUGACAAAAAUUCCAAAAUUGCUAUUUUGUCAAAAUUGAUCGGGCAAUUAUAAAGCACAAUUCAUGAUAUCCAUGAAAAUUGUAACAUAGUUUGUGCGAUACAUUCAGGGGAAAAAAAUUGACAAACAGUAUUAGUGUAAAUAGAAUAUGCCUCAAUGACGUUACUGUAUCAUGUCUCCAUUGUCAUGAAAUUAACCAUUUGUGUAAUUUAUCUUGUAAAUAUGGUAUAUAUUUUCUUGUACAUCUGCACAGCAUUGGACCUGUUUUUAUACACAAUGUAAUUUUGUACAAGAUAUUGGAAAGCAGGCACUAUAUAA
Molecule: messenger RNA, 1785 nt
Organism: Patiria miniata (bat star)
Lineage: Eukaryota; Metazoa; Echinodermata; Asteroidea; Valvatida; Asterinidae
Product: heparan sulfate glucosamine 3-O-sulfotransferase 5-like
Exons: 2
Coding region: 254-1384 (376 amino acids)
Molecular function (GO): [heparan sulfate]-glucosamine 3-sulfotransferase activity
Source: RefSeq, a predicted model, not a curated record